Messenger RNA from Coregonus clupeaformis (lake whitefish), 1916 nucleotides. Its product is annotated as artemin-like. NCBI's taxonomy places the organism in Eukaryota, Metazoa, Chordata, Actinopteri, Salmoniformes, Salmonidae. Gene Ontology annotation, molecular function: glial cell-derived neurotrophic factor receptor binding; growth factor activity; receptor tyrosine kinase binding. Bases 154 to 1032 code for a protein of 292 amino acids. The record is from RefSeq and is a predicted model, not a curated record. The transcript has 4 exons.
UUAAGGGAGGCGCCUUUCGCGCUCUCCUGAAACCAAAGCCUUUGAAUCGUUUUUUUUUUUCACUUCAGGCAAAGGAGAUAACCUGAAAAGUUGGACGCUUGAGAAUUAUGUGCAUUUAAAGGACAUCAUUGUGUGGAUUUUCACCGCCAAGACAUGCUCCACAGCCGACCAGGAUCACGCUGGGGAAAAGGGUCUGACCACUCCGGCGUGCGCUCAGACUGGACUAAUACGCAUGGGAUAGUCGGUGGACCAAGAUGGAGGACAAGGAGGAGGGACAGACCGGGGGUUACCACCAUGCCGUCAGCAGGCGCCCCUUACCACCUGAGUAACUGGAAGGUGGUGCUGUGGGUGGUGGUCUCUCUGCUGCCCCUGGUGGAGGGGGCCCAUAUGGGCACUGGUUUGGGGGCAGACUCUGUCCAGGCUGUGGGACUGGUGGGAGGGAUGUGGGAGAGGCAGCUCCCAGACACUCUACCUGAGGUGGAUGGGGAACGAGAGGAGGAGAGUGACCCGUACUCCCCCUGGCAUGGCUUCUCUGACCCCUCUAUGAUGGACGAAGCAGACGACCACCCCAGUGGCCAGUGGGUGGGACGUUCCCCCCGCAACUCUGACCCCUCAGACGCCGAACCAAAAGGCUCGCCCAAGAAAAAGAAGAAGAGGAAGAAGAAGAAGAAAGAGAAAGAGAGGGAUAAAAAGGCCAAAGGAAAGGUCAGGCGGCUCCAGCAGAGCAGCCCAGACUGCAGGAUGGAGAAACGAGAGAUGCGGGUGCGGGACUUGGGCCUGGGCUUCGACUCGGACGAGAUCGUCCUCUUCAAAUUCUGCGUGGGCUCCUGCCAGUCGUCCAGGACCAACUACGACCUGGCUCUAUGGGCCCUGAUGGAGAACGGGUCCCUGCCGCGGAGGACCUCCCGACGGGUCAGUGCCCACCCCUGCUGCCGGCCUGACCGCUACGAGCCAGUGUCCUUUAUGGACGCCCACACCACGUGGCAGACCAUCCAGUCGCUGUCGGCAGCCAGCUGCAUGUGUAUGGGCUGAGGGAGCCAGCCUGGAGGAGGAUGAAUAGGGGAGGGUGGCAACUGGCUGUCACUCACCCCUGCCUGAGAAUAUACAGAUGGUGACUCGUCGUUGAGGCUGGGUCUAGGGAGAGCCUUUGGGUUCUGGGAGAGCAGAAGUAGUCGCUCCAAAACAUAUGCAGCAGGGCUGGUCCCCAGAACAAAGCAGGAUGGAGAUUCUGUAGUGUCUAUGAUUCUGUAGUGUCAGUGAGGCCACGCCUCUUCAUGUUGUCAAUUUUCUGUUGAGGAUAAGUGGAUUUGGUUGCAAUGAGAGACUGUCAUGACCGAAUGGCAAGAGAGUCUCUGGGAUCUGUUUUUAACAAGAUGGUGACCACAAAAUGGUGGGAUCUUAAUAUUCACAGCAGUUGGGAUAUGUAUAAAACUGACCUGGAGUACUGAUUAAAAUAUUGACUCAAAGGUCUAAAAGAGGACCAUAUCUCAUUACAUUUGACCACAGGUAGACAAGCUCAAAACAGGGAUCUUCCGUACCAUAAUUGCAUUUUUCAAUGUUCUCUUGAAUUCUACCAAAUGGAUGCCAUGCAUCUCUUUGCAUUACUGCAUUAUAGUCAACAUAUUUAUUACAGAUAAGUUAUUUAUUUAUUGUCGUUUCAUAUGAGGUCGUUUUUAUGAACUGUAGAUUUAUAUUUAUUGUCAUGGUCACAUAUCCCGGGGGUUUGUGUUGCUGGAUCCUUUGACUUUGAAUUGUGUUCGAUAUUUUGGGUUUGAAACAUAAAAAAGAUCAGAACAAGUGGCAAGGAACUCAACCUGCAGUAUGUCUCAUUUCACACAAAGGAAGGAAAUAGUCUUGUGGCUGAAAACCUAACCAGGUUACAAGGUUAGUUUAGUUUUUUCAUUGUUGUUUCAGUA